Molecule: messenger RNA, 2190 nt
Organism: Oryza brachyantha (malo sina)
Lineage: Eukaryota; Viridiplantae; Streptophyta; Magnoliopsida; Poales; Poaceae
Product: 2-hydroxyacyl-CoA lyase
Exons: 2
Coding region: 151-1872 (573 amino acids)
Biological process (GO): fatty acid alpha-oxidation
Cellular component (GO): peroxisome
Molecular function (GO): magnesium ion binding; thiamine pyrophosphate binding; catalytic activity
Source: RefSeq, a predicted model, not a curated record
GCUGCGUCGUCCAGAUGCAACCGCGCCUUCCUAGCGUCAGCCUCAUCUGCCUCGCCGUCGCGGCGCCUCUCCGCCGCCGGCUCCCGCUAUAAACCUUGAGCCAGCCAGCUAGCUGCUCAGGCAGCCCAAGCCUAGGGAGAAGGGGGAGAGAUGGCGACCGACACGGGCGCGAAGGUCGACGGCAGCGCGCUGGCGGGGCGCGCGCUGGCGGCGGCCGGGGCGCGGCACAUGUUCGGGGUGGUGGGCAUCCCGGUCACCUCCCUCGCCUCGCGCGCCGCGGCCGCUGGCGUCCGCUUCCUCGCCUUCCGCAACGAGCAGUCCGCGGGCUACGCCGCCGCCGCGUACGGCUUCCUCACCGGCGCCCCCGGCCUGCUCCUCACCGUCUCCGGCCCCGGCUGCGUCCACGGCCUCGCGGGCCUCUCCCACGCCACCGCCAACGCAUGGCCGCUCCUCAUGGUCUCCGGCUCCUGCUCCCAGCCGGACGCCGGCAAGGGCGACUUUCAGGAGCUCGACCAGAUCGCCGCCACCGAGCCUUUCGUCAAGCUCGCCGUCAAGGCAACCACCAUCGCCGACAUCCCCCGCCUCGUCUUCCAGGCCCUCGCUGCCACCGUCUCCGGCCGCCCCGGCGGCUGCUACCUCGACCUCCCUUCCGACGUCCUCCACCAAACCCUCACGGAAUCCGAGGCCUCCGCCCUCAUAGACGCCGCAGCCGCCGAUUCGGCCAAACCCGAUCCAUCCCCACCCAAGCACAAGUCCCUGGAGGACGGAAUCGAGAAGGCAGCGGAGCUGCUCCGGCGCGCGGAGCGGCCUCUGGUUGUGUUUGGGAAGGGCGCGGCUUAUGCCCGCGCCGAGGACGCCAUCCGGAAGCUGGUGGAUACCACGGGCAUCCCCUUCCUCCCGACGCCGAUGGGGAAGGGGGUUGUGCCCGACACGCACCCACUGUCCGCCACCGCGGCACGCUCCCUCGCCAUUGGGCAAUGCGAUGUGGCGCUGGUCGUCGGUGCUAGGCUUAAUUGGUUGCUUCACUUCGGCGAGCCACCUAAGUGGUCCAAGGAUGUGAAAUUCAUACUUGUGGAUGUCUGCGAGGAGGAGAUUGAGCUCCGGAAGCCACACGUUGGGCUUGUUGGGGACGCGAAGCGGGUGGUGGGGCUUAUCAAUAGGGAGAUCAAGGACCAGCCAUUCUGCUUGGCUCCAUCGCACCCAUGGAUUGAAGCAAUCACCAAGAAGGCCAAGGGCAAUGUUCUUAAGAUGGAGGCUCAGCUUGCCAAGGAUGUUAUGCCAUUCAAUUUCCUGACACCUAUGCGGAUUAUCCGGGAUGCUAUCCUUGCGGAGGGAAGCCCUGCUCCUAUAGUGGUUUCAGAAGGGGCAAACACCAUGGAUGUUGGUAGGGCAGUGCUUGUGCAGAAUGAGCCGAGGACUAGACUGGAUGCAGGGACAUGGGGGACAAUGGGGGUUGGGUUGGGGUUCUGUGUUGCAGCUGCAGUGGCUGAGCCUGACCGACUUGUGGUUGCUGUGGAGGGUGAUUCUGGAUUUGGAUUCAGUGCAAUGGAGGUUGAGACAUUAGUGAGGUACCAGCUCCCUGUAGUUGCAAUUGUCUUCAACAACAAUGGUGUUUAUGGUGGUGAUCGGAGAAGCCCUGAUGAGAUAACCGGGCCCUACAAAGAUGAUCCUGCCCCAACUUCUUUCGUGCCAGCCGCAGCUUACCAUAAAAUGAUGGAAGCUUUUGGAGGAAAAGGUUAUCUUGUUGAGACACCUGACGAGCUAAAAUCCGCCCUUUCAGAGUCAUUUCGUGCCAGGAAGCCAGCGGUGAUUAAUAUUAUCAUUGAUCCUUAUGCCGGCGCAGAAAGCGGUAGAAUGCAGCAUAAGAACUGAAGGUGUUUGUAUCAUUCCACAACUCUGCUCCCAGUUAGUAAUAAGCAAUGUGCUUUCUACAGUUCUUUUGGCUAUUGCCUCGUUGUUAUGUAUACAUAUAGAAGAUGCUCUAUUGAAAUUAGAACGGACACCCACGGAACGACAUCUCAACUUAUUUAUCAGUCCCAAAAAAAAUAAGGAAGAUCCUGGUUAGACCUCCCUUUCUUAAUAAUGGCUUAUGAGAGAUCGAAUUCAAGCUGUGUUUUGUAAUGUAUCCUGUCUGUGUACAUUAAGACAUGAAUCCAGUACAGUAAAGAAAAUACUGUUUGGGGCUACUAA